Emiliania huxleyi CCMP1516 is the source of this 767-nucleotide messenger RNA. RefSeq lists its product as hypothetical. Lineage: Eukaryota; Haptophyta; Isochrysidales; Noelaerhabdaceae. Bases 146 to 640 code for a protein of 164 amino acids. The transcript has a single exon. The record is from RefSeq and is a predicted model, not a curated record.
CCGGGCGGCGGCGGGGCCAGACAGCUCGGCGGACGAGGGCAGCAGCGGGAGCUCAGGUGCUGAGGCCGCUGGUGGGCUUGCGGCCGCUGCCGACGUUCCAGUCAAGGUUGAGGCCGCCUCCUCCCUCCCGCCUCGCCCUCCCCUCAUGGACGACGUGCGCUUCUACUUCACCUACUACGACAAGCACCUGAGCGCCCCCUUUGACGCGAAGGACUUUGACCGCCUCCACAAGUUCUACCUGCGCCCUCGCCACAAGAUGGACCGCCGCGGCGGCAAGAAGACCAUCCCGUGCCGCAUGUGCCGCAACCGCCAUGGCUCGCUGUGGCGCAUCCUCGAGGACCUCCGCAAGCGAGCGCGGCGGGACCUCGGCGACGAGAAGCUGGCCAGGCCGGCGCUGUACGUCUACCUCCUCGCCUACGAGGAGUACCUCAAGGAGAGCGCCCUCCGCCACCACCCCGCCUUUUGGGUCUCUGCGAACGAGGACCUGACGGGCGACGCCGAGGAGACGAUCGAGAUUGCCGACUCGGAGGAUGAGGCGGCCGUCCCUAGCGACGCGGUCGAGUUGGGCGGUUCGGGAAGCGACGACGACGACGCGGACCCGCCAGCGCCUCCGGCGGUGCGCGUCAAGACGGAGCAGUAGACCGAUAGCCACGCGCCGGUGUUGUAUCUUAGUUAGUGACCUAAGGCACACAGACACCCACUACCCACGCCGCGUGCAUGAAUACGUGUGUAUGUACUUUUGAUUUCGGGCCCGGGGUUGUGCGUUU